Molecule: messenger RNA, 579 nt
Organism: Neomonachus schauinslandi (Hawaiian monk seal)
Lineage: Eukaryota; Metazoa; Chordata; Mammalia; Carnivora; Phocidae
Product: histo-blood group ABO system transferase 2-like
Exons: 2
Coding region: 1-579 (192 amino acids)
Biological process (GO): carbohydrate metabolic process
Cellular component (GO): membrane; Golgi apparatus; vesicle
Molecular function (GO): glycoprotein-fucosylgalactoside alpha-N-acetylgalactosaminyltransferase activity
Source: RefSeq, a predicted model, not a curated record
AUGGUCUUCCUGGAGCUGUUCCUGCAGACGGUGGAGAAGCACUUCAUGGUGGGACACAGGGUCACCUGCUACGUCUUCACCAAUCAGCUGGCUGCCGGGCCCCGUGUGCCCCUUCCGGAAGGCCGGAGGGUGGUGGUCCUUGAGGUCCCCGGUGCCCCGCGCUGGGAGGACAUGUCCAUGCAGUGCAUAAUAACUCCACACUUCCUCUGUGAGGUGGACUACCUGGUGUGCACGGAGGUGGACAUGAAGUUCCGCGACCACGUGAGCAUGGAGAUCCUGUCCCCCAUCUUCGGCACCCUGCACCCCAGUUUCUACCGGGCGGCCCUCAAGGACUUCAGCUAUGAGCAUCGGCCACAGUCCCAGGUGCACAUCCCCAGGGACCAGGGUGACUUUUACUACAUGGGGACCUUUUUUGGGGGGUCGGUGGUGGAGGUUCACCGACUGACUUUGGCCUGUCACCAGGAGAUGGGGGUCGAUCUGGCCAGUGGGAUCGAGGUUGUGUGGCACGAUGAGAGCCACCUGAACAGGCACCUGCUGGACCACAAGCCCCUCAAGGUGCUGUCUCCGGAGGACCUGUGA